This is a messenger RNA of Rhinichthys klamathensis goyatoka, 2610 nucleotides long. RefSeq names its product prickle homolog 3 (gene prickle3). Lineage: Eukaryota; Metazoa; Chordata; Actinopteri; Cypriniformes; Leuciscidae. The transcript has 11 exons. Gene Ontology annotation, molecular function: zinc ion binding. The coding region runs from base 188 to 2596 and encodes 802 amino acids. The record is from RefSeq and is a predicted model, not a curated record.
UGUCCUGUAGGUGUAGCCCGUCUGGUUACACGCUCUUACGGGCAACUUCUGGAGGAGUUGUUACCAGCACAGAGAUCUACAGGCCAAAAACCAGACCCUCGAGACGAGCGAGAAGAAGUCACGUUAGGUUCAAGGAAACUUCAGCGGACACAUGAGAGUGCUCGUGUGAAUCGCCACAGCCGCCGACAUGUUCACGCGCGGAUCAAAGAAGCGACGCUCCAAUCGCUCGACCGAGGAUGAGGAUCCGGACAGGGGGCAGCCGUGUAUGCGCUGUGGAGAACAGUGUCCUGGCUUCCGCAUGCACGGAUGGAGGAAGAUCUGUGUGCACUGUAAGUGUGUGCGGGAAGAGCAUGUGGUGCGCUCGGUGCCCGGCCAGCUGGAGAGAAUGAUGAUGAAGCUGGUGUCAGACUUCCAGAGGCACUCCAUAUCCGAUGACGACUCGGGCUGCGCCUCGGAAGAAUACGCCUGGGUGCCGCCCGGAAUCAAGCCUGAACAGGUUUAUCAAUACUUCAGCUGUAUUCCAGAAGACAAGGUUCCGUACGUGAACAGUCCAGGAGAACGAUACCGUAUUAAACAGCUCUUGCACCAGCUGCCGGCCCAUGACAGCGAGCCUCAGUACUGUAACUCUCUGGAUGAAGAAGAGAAGAAAGAAUUGAAGUUAUUCAGCCAGCAAAGGAAGAGAGAGAAUCUGGGCCGGGGCAUCGUACGACUUUUUCCAGUCACCAUGACCGGAGCCAUCUGUCAACAGUGUGGAAGGCAGAUUUGCGGCGGUGACAUAGCGGUCUUUGCGUCACGUGCGGGUCACGGCUCCUGCUGGCAUCCUCAGUGUUUCCAGUGCGCUUCCUGUAACGAGCUGCUGGUAGACCUCAUCUACUUCUACCAGGAAGGACACAUCUACUGCGGGCGGCACCACGCUGAACACAUCAAACCCCGAUGCCAGGCCUGCGACGAGAUCAUCUUUGCGGACGAGUGUACGGAGGCCGAGGGGCGGCACUGGCACAUGAAGCAUUUCUGCUGUUUUGAGUGUGAGGCGGCGCUGGGGGGUCAGCGGUACAUCAUGAGAGAGAGUCGGCCCUACUGCUGCCGCUGCUACGAGUCGCUGUACGCCGAAUACUGCGACACCUGCGGAGAACAUAUCGGUAUAGAUCAGGGCCAGAUGACGUACGAGGGCCAGCACUGGCACGCCUCUGAAGCGUGUUUCAGCUGUGCCUGCUGUCGGCUCCCCCUGCUGGGCAGACCCUUCCUGCCCCGCGGCGGACUCAUCUUCUGCUCACGCUCCUGCUCGCUGGGGGAAGACCCAGACAACUCCGACUCCUGCGAUUCUGCCCUACAGAGCAAAUCAGUGUCACAUAAACUAAUUCAUAAUCCGCAGCAUAGUUCCACACCACGGCCACAGGGGGGAACCAAUGUCCCUGCCGCCACCUCUAAAGUUAGCACAAAGAAGAAUGCAGUCAUAGCAACUACUACAACAGCAGAUAAUGGGUGUCAUAUUCCACUGAAGAGCAAAGGUGUUCACACAUCAUUCCCUCCUGUACCGAAUGGCGAACCUCCACCGUAUGGACAAACUCGCACACAAAACUCACAUCUUUCCUCUCAGCUCUGUCUAGUAGCCAAUGACAGGGCAGCAUUACAUUGCAAGGACCAAUUGAGCAUCAGCACACACCAAAUGAAUCGCCGGUCAGACAGUCCUUACAGCGCUCUGGAGUUUACAGUGGAGCUGAACGGAUAUGCAGAAUUUGGUCCUUUCCCACCAAACUGCACAUCUAGGGGGACUUCCACUGCAAAGGAUUGUGGGAACAUCGUCGAGAUCGGUCGUACAGGAAUUUCCUCUCAACUUGAGUCUUCAGAUGCGUUUGAUGAUCUAAACGACUCCGACACCUUUCCGCCUCCUCCGCCCCCUGUUUUCUUCGAUCCGUCUGAUUCGCAGACGCCUUCGGAUUCCCUUCCGGUUGUCACUGAAGACGAAGACCUCCCCACAACACCUGUCCGCAGCAGCACCGCCAGGGUCAGCUUCAGAGAGCCAAUCAGCUGCAGUUAUUCAGUGGAAGAGGAAGAGUGGGAGGAAGAGGAAGGGGUGGAGAUGGAGCGAAGAGAGGGAGAGGAUGAGGAGCAGGAGGAAGAUGGAGAAGAAGCUGAGGGAAGCUUGGGACACAGGUUGCGCUUUUGCACUGAAGAACCAUCUCAAAUGGACCUGCUGGAUGGGUCGUACCACCACAGUUUCCGUCGGGGAAGCGGUGGCCAGCUUCCCAUGGAGAAGCACCUCAGACGAUCCAGAGGUUCACGAAGCGACAGACCUCGUCUGGAAACUCUGGAAUGGCGGGAAGGGGAGCGCAGGCGAAGUCGAAACGGCAGCCUGACCCUGCACUCCACCCGCUCCAGACACGAAGAGUCCUGCUCCACCUGCUCCUCUUCCUCAGACUCAGAAGAGGAAGGCUUCUUUCUGGGCCAGCGCAUUCCUCUGCCGCCACAGCUGACGGGUGGAGAGAGAGCAGAAGGACAGAAAGAGGACGAGGACAAGAGCCGGAGAGGAAGUUUCAGGAGAAGGACACAGAGUCUCAGUAGAAAAGACAAGGACAAGAACUGCAUACUGUCCUGAGAGAGACAGCCGUG